This is a messenger RNA of Leucoraja erinaceus (little skate), 2647 nucleotides long. Its product is annotated as UDP-glucuronosyltransferase 2C1-like. The transcript has 2 exons. Lineage: Eukaryota; Metazoa; Chordata; Chondrichthyes; Rajiformes; Rajidae. Bases 499 to 2112 code for a protein of 537 amino acids. The record is from RefSeq and is a predicted model, not a curated record. Gene Ontology annotation, molecular function: UDP-glycosyltransferase activity.
AACCAAACAUGUUAUGCAGCUCGGAAUGCAAAAAUAAACGCACCAAAGCAAACAUUACACAACCAAAGCUCUCCUUCGACUUUGUCCCCAUCAACUGAAAAUCUUUCAUCACUUUCCCGUGAUUGAAAUCUCAGCGACUUUGGAAAGGAAACUUUCAUCGCGAUUGUGUUUAGCAAAUGAACUUUCAUUCUUGCGGUUAUUUUUAGAUACAGUUUGAGGGCGGGUACUUUGGUGUUGUAUUUGACCGUUAGUAUUUGCCUGCGUUACUCGCGGGCAAGUGAGCAAGGUGUGAGGGGGCCGGCGUUUUGUGGGGGCAGGACUGGAAGCGGUCGCAGAUUCCCAGACUCCAGUGAAGGAGAUUGUUUCAUUGGUAAUUCAGCAGCGGGUGAAGGCACUGCAGCCGCGGGUUCAAAUCCCAUCGCAGUCACAUCUUUCUGACAUUCAGAUUACAUCGAAUUCACUGAUACCCAAGGAUCAGUGUGAUCAUCUUUCCUCAACAUGGGUGGUCUUGGAUGGAGAAGCAGAUUAAAUGUCAUAUUUAUUCUCGGCAUCAUCUUCGCCCUGUUUUGUCCAAUUACCCAAGCAGCUAGAAUAUUGGUCGUGCCUGUUGAUGGAAGUCACUGGAUCAACAUGAAAAUUCUAAUGGAAGAGCUGAACCUUCGUGGCCACAACAUGACUGUGCUUUGUUACUCCGCAAACUGGUACAUCAAAGAGAGACCCGAUCUGUAUCAAACCAUCACAGUUCAAGCACAAGAAAACAGUGAAGCACCUUCAAGGAAAGAAGCAAUGGAAAAUAUUGUGCAAAUGUCACUGGACAGGUUACAGAAUGGUCACACACUAUGGGGCAGGAUAAUGUUGCAAAAUCUAAUGGUUACGUUUAUGUACAAUUUCCAUAGAAUUUAUCAAAAUUUCAACAUUGCGAUCUUUGAAAACAAAACCUUGUUGAAUCAAUUUGAAAAUGCAAACUUUGACCUAAUACUCACAGAUCCUGUAUUUGGUACUGGGCCAAUGCUUGCGUAUUAUUUAAAAGUGCCGCUGGUGUACAACAUACGAUGGCAGAUCAGUGGGGAAGCCCAUUUUCUCACUGCCCCGUCACCACUUUCCUACGUCCCACUCCAGGGCUCACUUCUCACAGACAAAAUGGAUUUUCUCCAAAGAACAGAAAAUGUAAUUCACAGUCUCUUUCAACGCUUUAGUUCAGAGUUUUUGUUACAUCCACUUUAUAAUGAAAUCUGUCAUCGGUAUCUGGGACCAGACACGGACAUCAAGUCGAUUCUCCUCAGAGCUGAUGUGUGGCUGAUGAGGGUGGAUUUUGUGUUUGAAUUCCCAAGACCCACCAUGCCAAACAUCGUGUACAUCGGAGGCUUCCAGUGUAAACCAGCACGGCCUCUGGCAGCAGAGUUUGAGGAGUUUGCCCAAAGCUCAGGGAAACAUGGACUUGUUGUAAUGUCAUUGGGUUCUAUUGUCAAUUCCUUGCCAAUGGAGAUUACAAUGAAAAUAGCAGAAGCUUUAUCUCAAAUCCCCCAGAAGGUUAUCUGGAGAUAUGAUGGCGAGACCCCUCCCAAUUUAGGGAAUAAUACACUGCUGGCAAAAUGGAUCCCUCAGAAUGACCUGCUGGGUCACCCCAACACACGAGCCUUUGUUUCACACGGAGGCACCAAUGGCAUUUAUGAAGCCAUCUACCAUGGGGUGCCAGUGAUCGGCAUGCCUCUGCUUUUUGACCAGUUUGACAAUCUACUCAAGCUCGAAGCCCGAGGAGCAGCAAAAGUGAUCAACAUUGCAACCAUGCACUCCACAGAUCUGUUGCAGGCACUCAACGAGGUGUUAAACGACGCAUCUUAUGGGGACAACAUGGAGAGACUCUCCGCUCUCCAUCGGGACCAGCCAGAGUCGCCAAUGGAGAGAGCCGUUUUCUGGGUUGAGUACGUUGCCCGACACAAAGGAGCGGGGCAUUUGCGCUCAGAAUCCCACCUACUCCACUGGUACGCUUACUAUUGUGUAGAUGUGAUGAUCUUUCUGUUGUCUGUGUUACUCCUGCUCACUGUGUUGGUGGUUGGAACACUGAAGAAACUUUGUCGUAUUGUUUGUGGGAAAAAGCAAAAGACUGAGUGAGAUUUGUUUCCCCUUGGUAUAUUUUGUUCUUUCAAAUUAAUCAAAUAAAGUUUUCAUGCCUUUGAUCCACGGAGUCUCCUUUCCACAAAACAUGGAUUCAACAUGUGCUAAUAAAAGCCAGAAAAGAUGAGUGAAAUAAUAACCUUUGUGUAUUGAUAUGCAGAUGAAAAGUGUAAAUGGCUGAAACUCAUUGACUUGAACCCUUAAAUUUACUGACAGUUAUUCACAAUGAAGUUUCCUUUGGUUAUCUGGGCACAAACCUUUGUGAUUCACUGACAGAGUGGACCUUUACUGCACUAUUCCCUCUUCCAGUCAACCAUGCCAACUCACACUCUCAAUCUGUCAGCAUGUUUGCCUUCGUUCCAGUGCCCCAUUAUUGUCAUACAUUAUCAUAGAGAGCCUCCUUUACACUUUAGAUACAACGUGGAAACAGACCCUUCCGCUAUAAGAUCUUUAGUGCAGACAGUACCCACAGACAGGAUUGAACCCGGGUCCCUGGCGCUGUAAUCAGCAGCUCUACUGCUGUACAACCGUA